GCCUGUCGGGGGCGGGGGGCGGGUGUCGCGGGGCACGGCGCCCCGAGAAGGACGCUAGCCUGAGCCGCCGGCGCUCACUCUGCGGAGCAGCCGUUUCUCGAGUCCUCUGCGCUCCGGGAGCGAGCGGCCGCCUCUCGCCCUCUCACGUCCUAAAAGAGUUCGACAUGAUGGGGAACAUCAGUACAAGCAAUCUCCUGUUCGGUCUCCUGGUCUUGGCGAUGUUCUGGAGCCAAGGUGAUGCUCUGAAAUGCUACCAGUGUGAGAUUCCUACAACACAAUCCUGUACCGAGAACAUUACUUGUAAACCUGACGAAGACGCGUGCCUUUGGUUUAUGUCGUAUGGAAAAUAUUUCCAAAGAUGUUGGAAAUUUAAUGAAUGCAACAUAAAUGAUAUUGGAAAAGCCGCUUCUGAAAUUACCAACUAUCACUGCUGCCAACAUGACCUUUGCAAUACUGCAGGGAUGGGGAUCACAGUCAGCAAAGCAUCCAUAAUUUCUGGGCUACUGGUGGUGCUGGUUGUGAACUUCCUAUUUUAAUUGAAUGGAAAGACCAAAAGUCCUGAGGAACAGGAUGUGUGUGGGAGGAGUGGGGGGUAACAGUGUUGGAAUGGGGGGGAGUGACUUUCCAUUUCCAUCCCAUGAGAUCUCAAGUAUUCUGUCUUUUUACUAAGUGCAUUUUGUAUAGGAGAAAGAGAUUUAGUUACAGCCUUUCAUUUGAGAAGCAGAUAUCCAAAAAUUGUCCUUGGAGGAGUGUAUGAAAUCUCUGUGGGUACCAUUCUCAUCCUUAGACAAGCCUCCUGUCUCAGAAGGCAUUUUAAAUUCUGAAGUGUUGGAAAGAACGCUAUAGCUGCUGAUAACUUGUUAUUUCUGGAGGCUUCCUCAGGCUGUCUGGGCUCCCCUAACCCUCCACCCUAAAGUUGUGUUCAUAUGUUGGGUGAUAGGAUAACCAUGAGAAUUCCCAUGUGGCAUUUCUUCCCACUUCCCCAGAUAUCUACAUCGAUGAUCUUGACUGAGUUGCUGUGCCUUCUCAUUCUUUGGCUUUCAAAUUAAGACUAAAUUUUUAAAAACAAUCAUGCUUCCAUCACUGUAUGAACUAUCCAGGUCCAUCCUUUUGGCUCUUGAGUCAGUUUUCAAGCAUUCCUUCCUCAGCCACAGGGAAAGGACACAUUAACCUGGCUUAAAGAUAUACCCUGCUCAGGGAACAAGUGUCAUUAAAAUCCUUGUUUCAUUGUGACUGGAAUGGGU
This is a messenger RNA of Sarcophilus harrisii (Tasmanian devil), 1244 nucleotides long. RefSeq names its product CD59 molecule (CD59 blood group) (gene CD59). The record is from RefSeq and is a predicted model, not a curated record. Lineage: Eukaryota; Metazoa; Chordata; Mammalia; Dasyuromorphia; Dasyuridae. The transcript is spliced from 4 exons. The coding region runs from base 165 to 536 and encodes 123 amino acids.